Messenger RNA from Lodderomyces jiufengensis, 1137 nucleotides. RefSeq lists its product as uncharacterized. The record is from RefSeq and is a predicted model, not a curated record. Lineage: Eukaryota; Fungi; Ascomycota; Pichiomycetes; Serinales; Debaryomycetaceae. Gene Ontology annotation, cellular component: dynactin complex. The transcript has a single exon. The coding region runs from base 1 to 1137 and encodes 378 amino acids.
AUGUCAAACAUAUACUAUAACUCCUCAAUAUACUGCUCAUCAUCUGUACCUUUCAACAUAUCAGAAAUAGAUAAAAAUUUCAUUUUCCCACAAAUUGAUUUAUACUACUGUCCAGAAUGCCAGUCACCAAGAGCGUUGUAUCAAACAUUUUUUAAAGUAAACUACAAGUUUUGCUCAAACUGUUUAACUGAUUUUACAAAAAGUCAAGAUCAAUAUACUUGUUCAAAAAAUUGCUUUGUAUGUCCUGAAUGUUCAUCCAACUUAAGUAUAUCAUUUGAAAAUCAUGAUAAUAAUGGUAAAUCGUUUAAAUUUAAAUGUGUUUAUUGUGAAUAUAAGUUCAAGACUUCUGUAAUUUACAAGCCCCAACUGUUGACUAAUAUAAUAAAUGAGUCAAAAAAGGAUUCAUUCAAUAAAUUAUGUCAAGACAUUAGGAAUGGUGUGUUAAAACUGGAAAAAGCCGAAAAAUUAAGUGAUAGAACAAUUAAAAAUUUACAAUUGAUGAACAAAAAUUUGACAAAAGAGAUGGAAGAACCAUUUACAAUUGAGAAAUAUCCACUUCCCAGCAAGUUAACUACGAAGAAAAUUGUUUACUGUUUGGAUUGUAAAAGUACCUUAUUUGCCCCAUUAGUUGAAAACAUACCACCAACGACUAAUAAAGUUCUUACGAGCUUUGUUGCAAUUGAUUAUUUACCACAUAUAUCUACCACAAAAUUAACUGAAAAUAUUUAUCUAUUACACUUCAUAAAUCCACUAGAGGUAAAAGUACAUUUUCAAAUUUUAAUUUCGAAUUCAGAUAGUUGCACAGUUGAUAUAACAACUACUGAUUUCGUGUUAGGACCAAAAAUAUCUAACUUGAUUAAAACUAUACCUAUUGCAUAUUUGACCCAUUCUACAACUCAAUCAAAAUCUGAAUUAAUCUUGAGAAAAGGUGGGAAAAUGUAUCAAGAAGCUACGGAAGAUAAUAUGGAUGAUUAUUUCGAGAAGGGUGCUAACUGGAUAUCAAUUCCUUUUGCCAUUAAUACAGAGUCUAGAAAUAUUGACCUACCUAUGCAUGUCAAACUACGUUGUGAUAACUCACCACAGGUUCAACUAAACAAAAUUAGUACAAAUUAUUGGUGUGUAUUAGCAAUAAAUUGA